This is a messenger RNA of Nomia melanderi (Alkali bee), 2269 nucleotides long. The record is from RefSeq and is a predicted model, not a curated record. NCBI's taxonomy places the organism in Eukaryota, Metazoa, Arthropoda, Insecta, Hymenoptera, Halictidae.
UAUUAAUCUCGUGCUGAUAUAAAACAUGCUUGAUUCGCUUCAACCCCUUCGAACAUGCAAGCUGGGUUUCUUAUUCUUGCUUUUUGAAAUAAGAGAGAAAAGUUAGAAUAGCUAAAAAACACAAAGAAGUAAUAAUACUUACAUGUUUUUAAAGUAACAAUAAAAGGUAGUGGAAUGGAAAAUUGCGUGAAAGACUCCACCUUGUCGAAUACUUGACCGAUAUACAUACACAGCUUAAGUACGUAAGCCUGUAGUAGAUAAGUACAUAUGUAGUAUGGUUGAACUUGACAUCAGCUGAUUUUAUAUGCUGCAGUCUUACACAUGCUCAGUUUUCAAUGUGCAUCAGAUGGCAUGGAUUUUAAGUGCUUGGUAAGAUUCAGAAAUAAAAACCAAUAAACACAAGAAUAUCGUAGUACAUAAAAUGAUAAAAAAAUGAAUUUUGUAUUUUAUUACAUACAACAUAAUUGUGUGUACUAUUCAUAUAAUAUGUUGGGGGUAAAUUCGUACAAUAACGUAUUUCUUUGUAUAUAAGUGAAUAAAAUAUGUAAUAAGAUAUUCGUAUAUUAUCUACUUUCUUUCAUCAUUGUUAAAAAAACCGUAAGUACAAAUUUAAUACGUGACAAGGAUUGUUUACUAUAUUUAAAAAAUAACACAUACUUUUCAAUUUACACUAAGUAUAAUAUUAUAUGAUUACUUAAUAUUUGUUUUAAUAAUAUUUAUAAUGUAUCAAAUGUAAUCAAUGAUACUUACUAUAGAUAUGUAGAUUAGAAUUUUAUUGUAAAACAUUAUUUGUUAUGACUACUGGUGUAUAAUAGGUUAUUAAUAUAAAUCUUUCAAGCAGGCAAGUUAUUUUGAGCAUACCCUGAUGGUUGAUUGCCAACCUUUAUAAAUUCAGAAUCAACUUCUUCAAUUUAAUAUCUGAAAACUAUUUUGAUUAAAUUCAUUUAAAAAUGGACUCAGAUUCUACAGAAAUGGCGAACGAAAUCAAAAGCAAGAUAAUAUUGCAUUGGAAUUGUCGGGGUCUUGAAGAAUUUCCCGAAGCAAUAAGGAUUUAUGGAAGCCAUAUUCAAGAAAUAUAUUUGAAAUGGAAUAAACUUACUACACUGCCUCCUUGGAUUAUAGAACUGUUCAAUGUUACCAAUUUGUACAUAUACGGAAACUUGAUCAAAGAAUUACCUAUAGAACUCUGUCUCAUGAGUCAAUUAACGGUCCUUGAUGUAAGCGCUAACAAGUUGGAACAAAUACCUUCAUGUAUAAAAAAUUUAGUUAACUUGAAAACUUUAUUACUAAAUCAAAAUUCUAUAGCCAAAUUACCUGCUGAAAUGAAUAAACUGCAUAACUUAGAAAUUCUAUCUAUUUGUGAAAAUAAAUUCAUUGCAUUACCAGAGUGGAUUGGUUCUUUACCUAAACUAAAGGAAUUAAAUGCGGACAAUAACUUUUUAAAGGAAUUGCCCAAUAGACUUACCUUGUCACCACAAAUAUCAGUAAUAUCUGUAUGCUCUAACAGGCUAAGGUAUUUACCACUAAAUGGAUUUGUAUCAUCUCCUUGCAUUCGUUUUGAUGCAAAUGCAUCUUUAAAUUAUUUAUCUUAUCCACUUCUUUAUCAAUUGACUUCUCAAAUCCAGAACUCUUAUAUGCAUGAUCAAAGAAAUAUUCUGAGUUAUGGAUGUUUCAAAUCGCAUUAUGAAAGUACAGUACUGCGUACAAAUAUAAAGUUGAACGUAAAAAUAAAUACAUUACAUGGAGAAGAUACUGGUUUUACAAUUGAACUGCCGCGACAACUUCUAAAAGUUCAUAAUAUCCAUGAAAAUACGGUUGUUUCAUUAUGGGAAUUAGCUUUAAAGAAAACUUAUACUGAGAGGUAUAAGCAUACACUUAAUAUUUCAACAUCGCCUAUAAAUAUAAAUGUUCAUUAUGAACCAAUUCCAAUGAGUAGUCAACAAAAACAUGAUUUUACAAUGUAUCCGAUUAAUUGUGGCUCAUGUAACUUGUUAAUGAAUGGACCUGUUAGUAUUUGCGUACAUUCUCAAUGCCAACAGCCAAUCUUCACAGAAGCUUGGGUUAUUAUUGGUGUCAGCCACCAUGUAGAGUCUAUAACAACAGUUGCGCUAUGUUGUUGCAAAAGAUGUGCAUCUGAAUUUAUUAAAUAUACCAACAUGACAGUUAGCCAUGACUGGUAUCAUGUAAAUUAAUGAUACUGAUUUCAUUUAAUAGGUAAUUCUGUAAAUAUAAUGUAUAAACAAAAAUAAAAGAGUUCCAUAUUUUUAAA